Molecule: messenger RNA, 660 nt
Organism: Apaloderma vittatum (bar-tailed trogon)
Lineage: Eukaryota; Metazoa; Chordata; Aves; Trogoniformes; Trogonidae
Product: phenylalanine-4-hydroxylase-like
Exons: 5
Biological process (GO): L-tyrosine biosynthetic process
Molecular function (GO): iron ion binding; phenylalanine 4-monooxygenase activity
Source: RefSeq, a predicted model, not a curated record
AUGUUGGUCAGGAGGAGGAAGGCUGCUAAUUCAAAGCAUGCCGCUUAUCCACGUUGGACGCAGAUAGAAACAAUAUGCGGGAGAGCUGCUAUGUGCGGGGGUGGGACAGGCAAGGGCUGGCUGGAGUGGAGAAACUUGUCCAUUUGCCAGAAAGCUCUAGCCACUGUAGUAAGGUCAGAAGGCUUCACCCACAGCAACGAAGGGACCUCUCUGCGUGGGCAUUGCUGCCUUUGCAAUAUGGACUCGCAACACUGCAAAACUAAUGGUGACUCUUUCCAGGAAUCUAUGUAUAUUGAAGAGUCCUCAAAUAAAAAUGGUGUGAUUUCUUUGAUUUUCUCUCUAAAAGAAGAAGUUGGAGCAUUGGCCAAAGUUCUGCGCACAUUUGAGGAAAAAGGUAUAAACCUGACCCACAUUGAGUCCCGACCUUCCCGUCUCAACAAAGAUGAGUACGAGUUCUUUAUUAACUUGGAAGGGAAGAAUGUCCCAGCACUAGACAAGAUCAUCAAGUCCUUGAGAAAUGAUAUUGGAGCAACAGUCCAUGAGCUUUCACGAACAAAGAAGAAGGACACUGUGCCGUGGUUCCCAAGAAGUAUUCAGGAGCUGGACAGAUUUGCCAAUCAGAUCCUAAGCUAUGGUUCAGAAUUGGAUGCUGAUCAUCCU